UUUAUUUUUUGUAUCUUAGCUAGUAUUAGUUUACAUAAGCCUUUUGUAUCGGUUUGCUUUUAGUUCGAACCACUCAAUCAUCAUUGACUACGACUUGCCUUCACAACCACAUCCUAGUUCCGUAAUCCUGAUUCUUGUAUUAUUGAUUCAUCGUUCCCUUUGAAUAAAUGCUAAAGAUUGAUUUUAAUGUGAUCUGGUUACUUUGAAUUAUGUGCGUUCAAGUAUUUCAAGCUCCUGGGGUUAAGUCGUAACCUACGCAUGGCUUCACUCCUGGAAAGUCACAUCAGUUUGAAUUUGACGCAAAGUUUCGCGUUGUUCAUCAUUUAUCGCUGGAUUUUCUACCUUUACGAAGACUUUGGCUGCGCUAGCUAAUGUAACAGUUGAAACACGUGUUUACUUUAAGUUAUGCAAUAAGCUAUCACGUUCCACAACACGCGCAUGGAAAUCCUACACCGGUUAUGGCCGACAAAGAAAGCGAACAAAACACAGAUAGUGAAUGUGAAUCAAAUUCUACUCUCGGUUGGGACGGAGUUCAAUCCGAAAAACUCCUACAGCUUAAAAGGAGCAGAAGUUCUAAAAAAGGAAUUCUUACUAAGGCCCAAAAUGAAAUAAAAGGGUUGAUGCUGAAUUCUAACAACGAUAUCCAGUCAACUUGCCGACGGUCCAACUCGCCGACGUAUAAAAUCGAGUAGAGACGUCGGCAAGUUGGUCCUCAAUCCAAUACAACUUAUUAGAAGUUAAACAUACAGAAAAGUAAACGAUAUUUAGUUAAAAAAACACUGGUGAACAUUGGUGAACAUCAAACAGAAGCUUAAACAUUGGUGAACAUUGGUGAACAUCACCAAUGACUAUAACAGCGUAAGACGCGAACGAGUUAUUGUGCAACAACGACACCGUGAAGACUAAUCAUGUCAAUCGCUCAGAUUUUUUAAAGAAAACUUGGCUUUCUAGACAAGAUCUUUUGUAAAAAGCAAUUCUUUUUAUUUGCAACAAAGUUUAUAAGGAUCUCAAUACGAAUAAAGCAAACAGUGUUGUUGUCGCACAAUAACUCAUUCACUUCUUAAGCAGUUAUAGUCAUUGGUGAUGUUCACCAAUGUUCACCAAUGUUUAAGCUUCUGUUUGAUGGUUUGAUGUUCACCGAUGUUCACCAGUGUUUUUUUACUAAAUAUCGUUUACUUUCUGUAUGUUUAACUUUUAAUAAGUUGUAUUGGAUUGAGGACCAACUCGCCGACAUCUCUACUUGAUUUUAUACGUUGGCGUCGGCAAGUUGACCGUAAUUCCUAACUACAAUCUAGUAAAGGACAGAAUCGAAGAAUUCAAACAAUUCUUACAAGACUUUAAGGAAGCCCAUGCCGCUUAUCAUUCUCACCUUUGUGACGAAAACGAAAAUAAAGAGUCAAAUGAUUAUUAUGACGCCGCGGUUCUCUUAGGAACAGAUUUGGCAUGCGAUGUCGGUAACUGGAUCUCGUUAACAGCUAUUGAAACAAGGUCACUACAGUCUUGAGAAGAAUUACAUCCUGAGGAUUCAAUUAGCAACGCCGGUUCUCGUGCCAUUUCAAAGUCAUCUUGCUGCUUGAGAAAAAGUUCGUUGAUUGGUUCCCUAGCAAGUUCUCACGCGAGUUCAAUUUCAGCCACUAGGACGAAGGCCGCCGCUAAACGAGCAGUUUUACAAGCCGAAGCUGCAAGCCUUGAAAGCUUCCACGCCCUCCAAAAGGAAGAGCUAGGCAUUCAGCAAUGAAGAAGAGCUUUGGAACUCCAAACAGAAAUCGGAAAAGCACAAGCUGAGGAGUUAAUCUACGCAGAAGCAGAGGCAGAUCCCGUGGGAACCCCUAUAUCUUUAGAUCCAGCUGCCAACCGGCCUACACGCUCUGAAAGCGCACAAAAGAAUGCUCAUCAGAAUGCCAACUGCCAAAAAACAAGGAUAACACUGAUAACAGACCUCAGAAUUUUACUGAAGUUCCUAAAGUUAGCAAACCUCUCAAUCUGA
Pocillopora meandrina is the source of this 1987-nucleotide messenger RNA. NCBI's taxonomy places the organism in Eukaryota, Metazoa, Cnidaria, Anthozoa, Scleractinia, Pocilloporidae. The record is from the annotation of a GenBank genome assembly.